CCCGACUUCUGUCAUAUCCAGUUUAGCUAUCCCACAGUGCUAUUUUUGCUGGCAACAGACAAACUGGAUCUGGGCUUUGUUCAUCUGACACUAACACGGGCCUAGCAAACGAAUUAAUUUGACAUUUAAAUAUUUACAUUUCGUCCUUAUACCACCAGCUAUUUUAGCUAUUGUAAAGAUAUACAACCAACUGGACAUAAAAUACCGGCUAGCUGAAUUUCUAAAAGUUAGCUGGCUUGCUAUCUUAAGCUGCCACCUUUUUGUGUUCUUCGACUUCCGCUGUUUUCAUUAGUGUUCUGAAGCCAUUUGUUUUUCGACACUUUCACAGGUUUUUACUUUUUUACCCGACAAGAUUUCAGCUAACCAAGAUAGGCGGCUCGGGAACUAAGAUGUCGAACCGUGUGGUGUGCAGAGAAGCAAGUCACGCCGGCAGCUGGUACACCGCUUCAGGUUCCCAGCUGAAUGCACAGUUAGAGGGCUGGUUGUCUCAAGCCCAAUCCACCAUCAGACCUGCUCGGGCCAUCAUAGCACCGCAUGCUGGGUACACCUACUGUGGCGCCUGUGCAGCACACGCAUACAAGCAGGUUGACCCUUCAGUUACUCGCAGGGUGUUCAUCCUGGGCCCCUCUCACCACGUCCCCCUGGCCCGCUGUGCCCUCUCCCCUGCAGAGGUCUACAGAACUCCCCUGUACGACCUCAGGAUCGACCAGAAGGUUUAUGCUGAUCUGUGGAAAACUGGGAUGUUCGAGCGCAUGAGCCUGCAGACUGAUGAAGACGAGCACAGUAUCGAGAUGCACCUGCCUUACACUGCUAAAGCCAUGGAGAGCCAUAAAGAUGAGUUCAGCAUUGUGCCGGUGCUGGUGGGGGCGCUGAGCGAGUCCAAGGAGCAGGAGUACGGGAAGCUGCUGAGCAAGUACCUGGCUGAUCCCUCCAACCUCUUCAUCAUCUCCUCUGACUUCUGCCACUGGGGUCAGCGGUUCCGUUACACCUACUAUGAUGAAGCUCAAGGAGAGAUCUAUAGAUCCAUCGAACACCUGGAUAAAAUGGGGAUGGGCAUCAUAGAACAGCUGGAUCCAACGUCCUUCACCAACUACUUGAAGAAAUACCACAACACCAUCUGUGGACGCCACCCCAUCGGAGUACUGCUAAACGCUGUGACUGAGCUGAGGAAGAGUGGCUUAGAAAUGAACUUCUCUUUCCUGAACUAUGCCCAGUCCAGCGAGUGCAGGAACUGGCAGGACAGCUCAGUGAGUUACGCUGCUGGGGCGCUCAUCGUCCAUUGAGGUCAACUUGCUGGGGAACAACGUAGCUUUGCCCCAUCCCCGCCCCCCGCUCUGCCCACAACCUUCUAUCGCCAUAACCUGCCCUGGACACUUCCCCCUAACUACGCCCUCUCUGACACACACACAUACACACACACACACACCUCAUCUUGACAGAAAGGACCCAGACACUCACAGCCACUAUAUACAGCUAACCUUAAUUCCUUAAGUCUGUUAUCUUUGUUCUCUGCCCCCCACCCCCCUCACAUCCCACCUACCUCUCAGUUUGAAGUGAGCUCUUGAUUGAAACUGUUUGCUUAAAGUGCAGUUGCAGUAUGAGGUUGUUGCAGGUUUGGAAGAGACAGUAUAUGGGUGUGGAGCCAGGCUGAGGAAAGGGGAUUGCUAUGACAGUAGUUGUCCUUUUUAUACUUUUAGAAAAGUAUAAAUGAUGUAACAAGCAUUCAUCUUUACAGUUGUGCUCCCCUCAGCCUUGUGCUCAUGUAAUCUGCCCCGGGGAAGGAAGAAUAAUAAAACUACAGAUGAAAAAGGAAAAUAAAUCAAGAAUAUUUUAAUUAAUAUGAGACAAGGAUUGAAAUGAGUGUUUUGACUGACUACUACUAGUUCUUAAUCCUAGUGAGAUCAUGAGACGAGCUUCGCAGGUCGGUAGCUACAACCAUCGUUGUUAAAACAAGCUGCCUACUGGUUUAGUUGCUACAAAGGGCAAGUUCACUAACCAUCUGCUGUACAAAACCAAAAACCUGUUUUAUAUAUAUAUAUUACUCUCAUAUUAGUAUAUUCAAAUAUUAGCAUUUCCAAUUAUCCUUUGUUCCUAUUAUCUUUGAUUUGAUGGUUUUGUAGUUUGAGGUGGCGUAUUGACGGGUGAUAUGGUGUAAAACAAACUCGGUGUUAUCAUGCUAGCUUCAAAGACAGUUACAUACAAGCGGUUCAGUGACAGUGGAACUGUACUCUGUCUCCAGAACAGCCUCUACUGGAUUCCUACCUGAGUGCAGCUGUGGGUGCCUGAGUAGGGACGUUAAGAUUCAGCUCUUAAGAAGACCACCCUUUAAAUAGCCACAAACCGUUUGUUAGUCGACUUGCUCAAUAUUUGUGAUUUUACAUUUAUUAAGCCUUAACUGUCACCCCUAGAUGCAUAGUUGGAGUUAUCCGUUGGUCAGGAUGGUCAUUACAAACACAUCCCUCUGGUCUCCUGUGCUCAUGCUGGCUAGCGCCUGGUUUCUGGAUUAGAGUGCUAGUAUGUUCAAUACUACCACAUGGCUACAGGACUCCCCCUGACCUACUGGAGGUGGAAGGCAAAUUCAAGAUAAGCAUGUCACACUGUGUGCUAUUGUGCCUUGAAUCACAUCAACUUCUGAGGAGGCUGUUUGCAUUAUUGUUCAGUCUUAUUUAGAAUGUGUACUACUUUUUUUUUCUUAUUUCUAAGUCACUCUGCUUAGCUAGUCCCCAACAUGGCCGCCAGUCACCCCACCACUCAAGUGAUUGGUCCAUUGCUGAAGGAGAACUGUGAUUGGUCCAUUGCUGAAGGAGAACUGUGAUUGGUCCAUUGCUGAAGGAGAACUGUGAUUGUCUUCCUUCAGCAGGAAAGGGGAGGCCUGUCUCUGCUACACCUCCUGUCCCUCAGGCAGACCCAGCCUGAGCUACACUGUCUCUACUCAACAGGCUCUUUAGGGUUUCUUUACGUCGGUUUUUUGUAUGUAUUAUUAUUGUUGCAUAGAGUGAAAGGUCACAAGUCACAAACCUCCAUAAUGAAAUAUACUUAAGUGCUCCCAAAAGGAGUUUUCUAAUCUCAGGUUCCACAGAUAAAACAUCAUUAAAUGCUCUCCAAUUAAGAUGUAGGAUUCAUGUUACAAAAAAAGUAAAAUUUACUGAAAAUUAA
This is a messenger RNA of Hypomesus transpacificus, 3156 nucleotides long. RefSeq names its product mediator of cell motility 1 (gene memo1). The coding region runs from base 390 to 1283 and encodes 297 amino acids. The transcript is spliced from 9 exons. The record is from RefSeq and is a predicted model, not a curated record. Lineage: Eukaryota; Metazoa; Chordata; Actinopteri; Osmeriformes; Osmeridae.